Messenger RNA from Entelurus aequoreus (snake pipefish), 2389 nucleotides. RefSeq names its product GIPC PDZ domain containing family, member 2 (gene gipc2). NCBI's taxonomy places the organism in Eukaryota, Metazoa, Chordata, Actinopteri, Syngnathiformes, Syngnathidae. Gene Ontology annotation, molecular function: protein binding. The coding region runs from base 322 to 1314 and encodes 330 amino acids. The transcript has 6 exons. The record is from RefSeq and is a predicted model, not a curated record.
GCUGCCGGUCCUCAGUGCGCCUGCGCCCAACUGAGGCGCGCACAGAGCAGCUAUUGUUAGCCGCAGGUUUCCUCACACUUGAUCCCCGGCUACCUGUUGCCUCUUUGCCGUUGUUAUUUGCUCCAAAAUAACGCUGUCGAGGAACCAGUCGCAGCCAGGUGAGGGAAGAGAAAGGUGUCGUCGGUGGGAAGAAAGAAGGAAGGAAGGAAAGGAGAAGAGCUCGACGCGGAAACAAGGAAGUAAAUAAGAGCGAGGAAGAUUGUUGUUCUUCAACAGGUUCCAAUGUUUUAGCAGCGCUGACAAGCAAACCACGAAAAGAAAAUGCCACUGGGUCCGUGGAGGAAGAAAAACAAGUCGACCAAGGAGCACCUGGUGGACAACGAGGAGGUCGGCGGCGGUCACGCAGGUGCCGGGGGUUCGCUCACUAAGUCCGCCGUCAAUGGCGCCGGGCUACCGCCUCCGCCCGCCAACCUGCGGCCCAAACUGGUCUUCCACACGCAGCUGGCCCAUGGAAGCCCCACGGGUAGGAUCGAGGGCUUCGGCAACGUCAAGGAGCUCUAUACCAAGAUAGCAGACGCCUUCAAGAUCAGCCCACCAGAGAUCCUCUUCUGCACCCUCAACACUCACAAAAUUGACAUGGAAAAGCUGCUGGGGGGGCAGAUUGGCCUGGAGGACUUCAUCUUCGCCCACGUCAAAGGGAUCAAGAAGGAGGUGGAAGUGUUUAAGUCGGAAGACGCCCUCGGCCUCACCAUCACCGACAACGGAGCGGGAUACGCCUUCAUCAAGCGCAUCAAGGAGGGCAGCGUUGUGGACAAGGUGAAGGUGAUCUGCGUGGGCGACCACAUCGAGUGCAUCAACGGCCGCAACAUCGUAGGAACACGGCACUAUGAGGUGGCCCGCAUGCUCAAAGAGCUACCCAAAGACAAGACCUUCACCCUCAAACUGUUGGAGCCCAUGAAGGCCUUUGAAAUGCUGGAGCCCAGGUCCAAAGGGGCCAAGCCCAGCAAUGACAACAAGGUCGGGAACGGCAAGGGAACGCUGAGACUUCGCUCCAAGGGACCAGCGACAGUAGAAGAUGAGCCAACAGAGUUUGAUGAGAAAGCAGUAAAGAAGGUGGAUGACCUCCUGGAGAGCUACAUGGGCAUCAGAGACACUGAACUUGCUGCAACGAUGGUGGAGGUGGGCCGUGACAAGAAAAACCCAGACGAGUUCGCCAUGGCGCUGGACGAGACUCUCGGGGACUUUGCCUUUCCGGACGAGUUUGUCUUUGACGUGUGGGGCGCCAUCGGAGACGCUAAGCAGGGAAGGUUCUAGGUGGGCCCCACAAACACACGCCUCGUCUUUUUAUUGCAAUGCACCUUUUUUGUUUGUUUUUUAAUCCUGGAAGAAGCUCAGUGGUGACAAGGGGAGCGAGCCAAAUGUUGUUGCUGGUCGAGACUGGCGAAGGUCUGUGACACGUGCACAGAUCGUACUUCAUCUUUGAGAGCAUUUUUAAUCAUAGCUGUGUCAUUCUCAUUGCAAACAUCACGCAGCUUUGUAUAGUUGUUUUUUUUUAUAAAGAGCAAAAUUAUAAUGCAGUCAUUUUAGGAGCAACUUCACUAUAACUAACGACUCCUUACUCGUCACAAAGUAGAUUUAAAUGCCUUCGCACAGCUGGACUUUACAGUCAUCUUCCUUCUUCACUUAACUUAUUUUGUCGUAAAUAAUCUGCCAUAAUACGCUGAAAUGUCUGGAAUGUGAUAAGCUCCCACCCAGAGUCUGGCAAACGAGCCAGACUCACGUAAACACGUAAACUUAAGACCAAACUUAUUCAUAAGAUGGACUUUUUUUUUUUUUUUUAAGUGUUUUUUAUGGAUUUCUUUUAGCGGGAAAUGACACAAGAUGAUGUCACCCUCUCAAAAUAGUUCAUUAAUGAUCUAUCUUUUUGCUAAAAGCAAUAAAGAUAGAUCAUUUGUUUUAAUAUCUGAUAUUUACGGAGCCCCUAAAGCAGGGGUCCCCAAACUACGGAUCCGGCCCCCCAGCAUCCAAAAUCCGGCCCACAGGAAGUCCCAAGUUAAAAAAAAUAUAUAUAUAUUUUUUUAAUCUUUCCUUUUUAAUCCAUUUUCUACCGCUUGUUACUCUUGGUGUCCCCUAGCCGCUCGGGCAAAUCAUAUUGUCUAAAAAUGAAUUUUGCCAUCGAUAACGUGACAAUGUUAAAUGUUGAUGAACAUCAAUGUUAAUUGAUGUUAAAUGACAAAAUGGAUUAUAAAGACAAUGUAUAUAUGUAUGUAUGUAUGUAUAUAUAUAUAUACACACACACAUACAGCCUGGCCCCCGGCCAAUUUUUUUUAACCCAAUGCGUCAAAAAGUUUGGGGACCCCUGCCCUAAAGGGACAUGGGGGAAUCUUUU